Molecule: messenger RNA, 1355 nt
Organism: Suncus etruscus (white-toothed pygmy shrew)
Lineage: Eukaryota; Metazoa; Chordata; Mammalia; Eulipotyphla; Soricidae
Product: 55 kDa erythrocyte membrane protein-like
Exons: 3
Coding region: 1-1065 (354 amino acids)
Cellular component (GO): plasma membrane; cell-cell junction
Molecular function (GO): signaling receptor binding
Source: RefSeq, a predicted model, not a curated record
AUGGCAGCUUUAGGAAUAAAUACUUAUUAUGGGAAUAUUGAUUUAAGUCUGCUAUAUUGGGAACACUCAAAGAAAGAAACCAAAGGGAUCAUCUCAUUGAAAGUCAUUCCUAGUCUGCAGAACUGGCUUCCUGCUCUGCAAAUGUUCAUGCGGGCACAGUUUGACUAUGACCCCAAGAAGGACAACCUAAUCCCCUGCAAGGAGGCGGGGCUGAAGUUCAUGACUGUGGACAUCAUCCAGAUCAUCAACAAGGAUGAUAGCAACUGGUGGCAGGGGCUGGUGGAGGGCUCAUCGGCCGAGUUGGCGGGACUAAUCCCCUCUCCUGAGCUGCAGGAGUGGCGAGUGGCGAGUGUGACACAGUCUGCUCCCAGUGAGGCACCGAGCUGCAGCCCCUUCGGAAAGAAGAAGAAGUAUAAAGACAAGUACCUGGCCAAGCACAGCUUGAUUUUUGACCAGUUGGACGUGGUUUCCUACGAGGAAGUUGUCCGCCUUCCUGCAUUCAAGAGGAAGACUCUGGUGCUGAUAGGAGCCAGUGGUGUGGGGCGCAGCCACAUUAAGAAUAAUGCUCUGAUCCGUCAGAACCUUGACAAGUUUGUGUAUCCUGCCCCAUAUACCACAAGGCCACCCAAGAAGGGCGAGGAGGAUGGGAAGGACUAUCACUUUAUCUCGACCCAGGAGAUGACACGGAGCAUUUCGGCCAAUGAAUUCUUGGAGUUCGGCAGCUACCAAGGCAACAUGUUCGGCACCAAAUUUGCCACAGUGCUCCAGAUCCAUGAACAGGGCCAGAUCGCCAUCCUGGAUGUGGAGCCUCAGACCCUGAAGAUGGUACGCACAGCUGAACUCUCUCCUUUCAUAGUGUUUAUUGCCCCCACCGACCAAGGCACUCAGACGGAAAGCCUGCAGCGGCUGCAAAAGGAUUCGGAGGCCGUCCGCAGCCAGUACGCACAUUACUUCGACCUGUCGCUGGUCAACAACGGCGUGGAUGAAACCCUGACCAGAGUGCAGGAGGCCUUUGAGAAGGCAUGCACUUCCCCACAGUGGGUGCCCGUCUCCUGGGUGUACUGAGUUUGAGUUGGGUGAGCCCCAGGGCUCCUCCACCCCCCUCGCUUCAGCUAGUUCUCCACCAGCCACCUGCUCUCUGCACCUCUCCUCAGUAGACCAGCCUCUUGCGUGGCCUCCAGAAGGGCUCGCCCUGCUUUUCCUUGGCCGUGGAGCCUAUUGAGAUUCCAUAGGAGCACCAGCCAGGUGCCCAGGGAGGAAAAGCAGGAUUCUCCAAAGCCUCCACUCCUUCACCUGCAACUCACUGGGUGUUCCCUUUCCUCUGUGAAAGCCUUUGAACUUUCCAAAAUGCUGCG